AUGGAGUCCAACAGAGAGCCGCGGAGACCCAAAGCCCCGCACAGCAGUGAGUUCGUCCGCAAACACGCUAACAUGAACCCGCACACGUCGACCUGGCCGCCAUAUUGGACCGGGCAAGUGACCGACUUCGUUCUCUUCCUGGGCAUCGCCCACAACCUGCCGCUGACCUUUGACCUGAAGCUGGCGGUAGGGUUUGCAUUCACAGGUAUAUGUGUUGUUGUGGGGACGCUCUCCUCAACCUUCAGGUCCUCGGCCCUCCUGGUGUUUCCCAGCAUGCUCGGCUCCCGUGGGCGGAGCUACCUGUUGGUGCUGAUGCUGUCGGUGCUGUACUCAGGCCCGGUGCUGAACAUCCAGCGAAACGCCGAGGCGGCCGCCGCGUCCAUGAGCUGCAACCUGGACCUGCAGGUGCGCCACAGCCGCCUGCUGUGGAGAGAAGCCGUCCGACCGUACAUCCAGGUCCUGCAGGAGCUCACGGAGAACCAGGCCGGGUUUCAGUCCGAGACUCGCAGCGUCGACGAGGGGUUUCAGAGACUGAGAGACGAGCUGGUCCUUCAGUACGGUUACGACCGAUUCACGUCGGGCGGCGGCGGGAACAGCACCCAGGAGGAGUUCGCCUCAAAGACCAUCAUGCAGUGCGACAGUGUGGUGGGACACGGCGUGCAGCGCUGCGUCGACUGGUUCAAAGCCAGGCUGACGGACUGCCUGGAGGCCAUCCCUGUUCCUGUCAUCAACCACAUCCUGUGCAUCCCCAUGAGGUUCCACUUCCUGUGUGACGUCAUGAGAGUGAUGACUCCGUGGUGCAGGGAGAACGUUCCGGUGGAGGGAAACUUCGGGCAGCUGUUCGACCAGCUCAACAUUUCCAUUGACCAGCUGUCCAGAGAGUUCAGCACUGAGCUGCUGGUGGAGGAGGAGGAGCAGCAGGAGGUGCUGGAGGGAGCCCUGCUGGAGCAGCACUUCACUCAGGCCGUCACAGAAUCCUUCAGGACUUUGACCACAAUCAGCGAGAAAGUUCUGGAAGUCCUGCAGAUUCUGCUCUCCUUUACUUUCAUCACCAUCUUCAUCCAAGCGUUUGGUUAUCUGAGAAGUUACCAGAGGAACAUCACCUUUGAUAAUUUCUACAUUACAACGUACUUCAAACAGAUCGACGCUCGCAGGAGGAGAGCGGGUAAACGCUGGUUGUUGCCCCUGAGGAAGUCGGAGAGGAAGAGCUUCAUCGACCCCUGCAGGCCGAAGAUUAACCCCGAGGAGCUCCAGCAAGUGACGUCCGGCGUGUUUCACGCGAUCGCUGUCGCGCUGCUGGCGUUGGCCCUUUUUGCCCUCGACUACGCUCUGUUCCACGUUCUGGACAUCGUCAGCAGACACACCUACACCCAGUUCAACGUGACCAGCAGCCACCACCUGGACAUCCGAGUGGACGGAGACUCCAUGAUGGCCCGCCUGCUGAGGACCAGCAUCUCCGCCUUCAACAGCUCGUCCAGCUUCAACCUGCACAGCGACAACCUGGAGUGUGUGUCCCCGCCCACCCUCCUCCCCGUCACCGUCUAUGUGAGCUGUGUGGGCUGCGUCCUGCUGAUGGCGCUCUUCAGCCUCCUUCAGGUUUAUACUAACCGCCUCCGAAGGGUCAUCGCGGCCUUCUACUACCCCAAGAGGGAGAAGAGGCGGAUCCUGUUCAUCUACAACCUUCAGCUGCACAGACGGAUUUCUUCCCCCGACAAGACCCGAACCAGAGGUCGAAGAGGGAAACCUGUGACGGUGUUCCAGCGUCUCGCCAGGUGGUGGCGCCGCCUGUGCCGCUGGCUGGGAUCAGAGGACACAGAUUGA
Salarias fasciatus (jewelled blenny) is the source of this 1821-nucleotide messenger RNA. It is a transcript of the gene dcst1, whose product is annotated as DC-STAMP domain containing 1. The transcript has 15 exons. Gene Ontology annotation, cellular component: membrane. NCBI's taxonomy places the organism in Eukaryota, Metazoa, Chordata, Actinopteri, Blenniiformes, Blenniidae. The coding region runs from base 1 to 1821 and encodes 606 amino acids. The record is from RefSeq and is a predicted model, not a curated record.